AGCUGCGGCGCCUGCUGCUGCUGCUGCUGCUGCUGCUGCUGCUGCUGCGCGCUCUGCGCUGCCGCUGCGGCGGCUGCGGCCGCCGCGGCUGCGGCCGUGGCAAAGAAACAGGCUGCGGGCGGCAGGAAGGGCUGCUGGGGCUGCGGCUGGGGCUGCUGGCCGGCGCCGCCGCUCUCCAUCUUGGCAGAGCUUUCCAUGCGCAGCGGCGGCCAAGGAGUCGCGGAAUCAGAGCGAUCCGGGACGCGAGUGCGAGGUUAAAACCUUCAGCCCCACGUGCUGUUUGCAAACCUGCCUGUACCUGAGGCCCUAAAAAGCCAGAGACCUCACUCCCGGGGAGCCAGCAUGUCCACUGCGGUCCUGGAAAACCCAGGCUUGGGCAGGAAACUCUCUGACUUUGGACAGGAAACAAGCUAUAUUGAAGACAACUGCAAUCAAAAUGGUGCCAUAUCACUGAUCUUCUCACUCAAAGAAGAAGUUGGUGCAUUGGCCAAAGUAUUGCGCUUAUUUGAGGAGAAUGAUGUAAACCUGACCCACAUUGAAUCUAGACCUUCUCGUUUAAAGAAAGAUGAGUAUGAAUUUUUCACCCAUUUGGAUAAACGUAGCCUGCCUGCUCUGACAAACAUCAUCAAGAUCUUGAGGCAUGACAUUGGUGCCACUGUCCAUGAGCUUUCACGAGAUAAGAAGAAAGACACAGUGCCCUGGUUCCCAAGAACCAUUCAAGAGCUGGACAGAUUUGCCAAUCAGAUUCUCAGCUAUGGAGCGGAACUGGAUGCUGACCACCCUGGUUUUAAAGAUCCUGUGUACCGUGCAAGACGGAAGCAGUUUGCUGACAUUGCCUACAACUACCGCCAUGGGCAGCCCAUCCCUCGAGUGGAAUACAUGGAGGAAGAAAAGAAAACAUGGGGCACAGUGUUCAAGACUCUGAAGUCCUUGUAUAAAACCCAUGCUUGCUAUGAGUACAAUCACAUUUUUCCACUUCUUGAAAAGUACUGUGGCUUCCAUGAAGAUAACAUUCCCCAGCUGGAAGACGUUUCUCAGUUCCUGCAGACUUGCACUGGUUUCCGCCUCCGACCUGUGGCUGGCCUGCUUUCCUCUCGGGAUUUCUUGGGUGGCCUGGCCUUCCGAGUCUUCCACUGCACACAGUACAUCAGACAUGGAUCCAAGCCCAUGUAUACCCCCGAACCUGACAUCUGCCAUGAGCUGUUGGGACAUGUGCCCUUGUUUUCAGAUCGCAGCUUUGCCCAGUUUUCCCAGGAAAUUGGCCUUGCCUCUCUGGGUGCACCUGAUGAAUACAUUGAAAAGCUCGCCACAAUUUACUGGUUUACUGUGGAGUUUGGGCUCUGCAAACAAGGAGACUCCAUAAAGGCAUAUGGUGCUGGGCUCCUGUCAUCCUUUGGUGAAUUACAGUACUGCUUAUCAGAGAAGCCAAAGCUUCUCCCCCUGGAGCUGGAGAAGACAGCCAUCCAAAAUUACACUGUCACGGAGUUCCAGCCCCUCUAUUACGUGGCAGAGAGUUUUAAUGAUGCCAAGGAGAAAGUAAGGAACUUUGCUGCCACAAUACCUCGGCCCUUCUCAGUUCGCUACGACCCAUACACCCAAAGGAUUGAGGUCUUGGACAAUACCCAGCAGCUUAAGAUUUUGGCUGAUUCCAUUAACAGUGAAAUUGGAAUCCUUUGCAGUGCCCUCCAGAAAAUAAAGUAAAGCCAUGGACAGAAUGUGGUCUGUCAGCUGUGAAUCUGUUGAUGGAGAUCCAACUAUUUCUUUCAUCAGAAAAAGUCCGAAAAGCAAACCUUAAUUUGAAAUAACAGCCUUAAAUCCUUUACAAGAUGGAGAAACAACAAAUAAGUCAAAAUAAUCUGAAAUGACAGGAUAUGAGUACAUACUCAAGAGCAUAAUGGUAAAUCUUUUGGGGUCAUCUUUGAUUUAGAGAUGAUAAUCCCAUACUCUCAAUUGAGUUAAAUCAGUAAUCUGUCGCAUUUCAUCAAGAUUAAUUAAAAUUUGGGACCUGCUUCAUUCAAGCUUCAUAUAUGCUUUGCAGAGAACUCAUAAAGGAGCAUAUAAGGCUAAAUGUAAAACACAAGACUGUCAUUAGAAUUGAAUUAUUGGGCUUAAUAUAAAUCGUAACCUAUGAAGUUUAUUUUCUAUUUUAGUUAACUAUGAUUCCAAUUACUACUUUGUUAUUGUACCUAAGUAAAUUUUCUUUAAGUCAGAAGCCCAUUAAAAUAGUUACAAGCAUUGAACUUCUUUAGUAUUAUAUUAAUAUAAAAACAUUUUUGUAUGUUUUAUUGUAAUCAUAAAUACUGCUGUAUAAGGUAAUAAAACUCUGCACCUAAUCCCCAUAACUUCCAGUAUCAUUUUCCAAUUAAUUAUCAAGUCUGUUUUGGGAAACACUUUGAGGACAUUUAUGAUGCAGCAGAUGUUGACUAAAGGCUUGGUUGGUAGAUAUUCAGGAAAUGUUCACUGAAUAAAUAAGUAAAUACAUUAUUGAAAAGCAAAUCUGUAUAAAUGUGAAAUUUUUAUUUGUAUUAGUAAUAAAACAUUAGUAGUUUAAACAAUUUCACUGUUUCAGUUAUUUCCUGGAAUGAAAUAUUCCUCUCACUGCCUUAGAAAUACAUUAGCUAGAUAGUUUUGUAACAUGAGAAAAUGGCCAGAGGCUCAUAUCUCCAACCCUUUGCAGGGGCUCCUUGUGACACUCAAAGUCAUGCCUGGACAGUCAACGGACUUUGACUUUUGUUGAUUGUGUGUUUGCCAUGAAAACAUGAAUAUCUGAGAAGCAGUGGGGAGAAAAAAAACAAUAUCUUUGUAGCUAUGAUUUGAAAUUCUCAUACUACUUUACAUUUUAUUUUGGAAAUAGUUAAGUCUUAAAGAAUUUGCAUAGUGUUUCUUUGAGUUUAGUUCUCAGAACAGCUGUAGUAUCAUCAACAGCAAAUUCUGGGUACCUUCCCAGCUCCACCCAAUUUGAAUCUCUGAAGAUAAGGCCCAGAGACCUGUAUUUUUAAGUACCCCAUUUUUUUAAUUAUUCAUAGCCAAAUUCUAUCAGGUACAUUCAGUUUGAGAAAACCUGAUUUGUGGUGGUCAGUCUGCCACUGCCAAUGAUGUCAAUGUGGAUAAGCUGUUUCCCUUCUUUAGACCUCAGUGUCACUCUAACAAUGAGGGAGUUAAACUUUAUAAACCAAGGUCCAUUGCAGCCUUGAAAUAUGAUUCAAGUGUUCAUAUGUGUCUUUAUAUAGCUAUGCCUGAUCCACUGAUGGGGUGUUACAAUACCUGCUUAUAUAUGCCAGCUGGGAGGAAAGAGGAAUUUACUGAAUGUGUCUGAAGUUUCAUUGUUUUGAAGUUGGAAUUUUAUGCCUGUAUCUAUGUUUAUGCCUUUGUAAAACCCACUGAUUUUAAAAGUGAAAAAGGACUUUUUUCUCUGCUUUUACUCUAAACACCAAACAAUCCCUGCAAAGGGAUUAUUCUGAUGUUUCUUCAUUUCACAUGAAAAGUUAAUUAUUGACUCUGGAACUUAAAUAUUAGAUAAUAUUUUUGACAAUAUUGAAGAGUGAGUUUUAGUCCAGUAAAGAUGUUUUAAUGAGCUUGAAGGUAAAGUUUCGGUUAAGUUAUGAUUUUCACAGGAAGUUACAUACUGAAUGAAAGAUAAUAUUUGUAUUUUUGGUAAUGUGCUACUCAGUUCUUAGCUCUUUUUUAUCCAGAUAUAAAAGCCCAGUCUAUAGCUAUGGGAUUUAAUAAAUUUCCAAUAUGUAAGUGUUUUUAUUUGUUUAAUUUCUAGUAAAUGAGCAAUAUUUUAGAAACAGUAUCAGUCUUUACUGACAGAUGAUCUUGCUGAGUACAAUCAAAAUAAAUACAUAAAAAAUUCUAAGCAUGUGGCAUUGAUGUUUAAUAAGUUUCUGAAAGUAGGAAUCUGAAUUUUAACUGUAGGUUUCUAAGUUAUAUAAUUUAGUUGUGUUUCAAAAAAUCCACCAAUAAAAUGUCAGCUUUAUAAAAACA
Molecule: messenger RNA, 3987 nt
Organism: Homo sapiens (human)
Lineage: Eukaryota; Metazoa; Chordata; Mammalia; Primates; Hominidae
Gene: PAH
Product: phenylalanine hydroxylase
Exons: 14
Coding region: 343-1701 (452 amino acids)
Biological process (GO): aromatic amino acid metabolic process; L-phenylalanine catabolic process
Molecular function (GO): oxidoreductase activity, acting on paired donors, with incorporation or reduction of molecular oxygen, reduced pteridine as one donor, and incorporation of one atom of oxygen; iron ion binding; phenylalanine 4-monooxygenase activity
Source: RefSeq, marked reviewed